Molecule: messenger RNA, 5346 nt
Organism: Thalassophryne amazonica
Lineage: Eukaryota; Metazoa; Chordata; Actinopteri; Batrachoidiformes; Batrachoididae
Product: neuronal tyrosine-phosphorylated phosphoinositide-3-kinase adapter 1
Exons: 7
Coding region: 241-3312 (1023 amino acids)
Biological process (GO): phosphatidylinositol 3-kinase/protein kinase B signal transduction; neuron projection morphogenesis
Source: RefSeq, a predicted model, not a curated record
CUUUUCUUUUAUAAUCACGGCGAAAAGGAACCGUGGAUUACGCAUGCGUAAUUAAUACUCAUUUCUUCAUCUUUUUUUUUUUUUUUUAACCCGGGCGUGACAGCCACUCCAGACACGCGUCACCUGCAGACCACACUGUGGGAUCAUCCCCACCCCAUCACAAGAUCAAAGCAACGCAGCACUUGUUAAAAUGUGAGUUGGAGGAGGCUGCCUGCAACAUACGUCCCCUUCCUCUAUACCAUGAGCUCUGGCUCUGCCCAGGAUGUGGCAGUCGAGCAUUUCCUGCGUGACAUAGAGCGGCGAAGCAAGCGGCUACACUGCGCUGUGAUAGGCUGCGAGGAGGAGCGACCCCGUAGCGACAUGAACCUGCUGUAUCGCAAGAGCCGUCUGGACUGGAGGCAGAGGGACCCGGAGGGGAGUAAAAAGAGCUCCACCCAAAGUGAAUCCUCAGCUACUGUCGGCAAAGUCCGGGACUUGGCCUCUUUUCGGCGGCAUUUCCGCAUGGGUUUCAUGACCAUGCCAGCCUCUCAAGACCUGUCACCUCACUCCUGUGCCUCGGCCAUGGCGCCACGCUCACAGUCCUGCCACGCUGUUGGGGCCGGGGAUACCAGUCUGGAGAAUGGGGAUUACUCCGACACCCAGUCCCAGCAUGGUGGUCGCUGUCCCCCGGCAAAACCCAAACGUCACCCCAGCACUCGCCUCAGCUCCACAUCCAGUGACAGCAGAGGACCACCAGAGACUCCACCUCCUCCACCACUCAGUCAUUCACAGGCCAAACACUCAGAGAAGAAAAAUGCCAUGAAGAAAUCUGAUUCUGGAGAGUCCGGAGCAAAGAAGGUGCCUCCUUUAAAACCUAAGAGAAGUCCCAGCACUCAGCUUUCCUUUGACCCUCUCCCUCCACGUGUGCCUCCUGCUGCCACUUCGCUGCCAUUUCAGGCGGCAGACAGUCAGAUUCAGACGGAUGGGGACGAUGAGCCAGUCUACAUAGAGAUGGUGGGACAAGUGUUCACGAGAGACAGCCAGACAGCCACACCCCACCCUGUCACCCCAGUGGCCACCACACCCGACUCUGACUCAGACCAGAGCGAGGCCAUUUAUGAGGAGAUGAAAUAUCCACUGCAGGAGGACAGAGAGUCUCAAAGACAGCUGCCUCCCAAACACGAGAAACUGAAAACCUCUAAACACUUCCACGGAGCUGCUUCCUCCUCCAGCAGCUCCUCGUCUCUGCCUCGGCCAUCUUCUUCUCCAUCCUACUCCAAACCGAAAGCUACGGUGUCCAUCUCUCACUCCUCUCCUCUUCCUUCCUCUGCCUCUUCCACCCCUGUUCCCCAGGCGCUCUCAUCCAGUCCCCACACCCCACGAGCUCCUACUCCAUAUCUGCUCCAAGGGAGCAAAUCAGAGCCUGAGUCCAACACGAAGAUCCCCGCUCCUUUUCCCAACCUCUUGCAGCACCGGCCUCCUCUGCUUGCCUUCCCACAGCCGGCGGCUGCGUCCAGUGGAGUUGGUGUGCAAAACAAGGUUUCUCAUUCUGCCAAACUGGGAACUCAAUCAUCCAGCGUGACAACUCAAGCCAACACCUCAUCUUCAUCAAUUCCUUCUUCGAAUGCCUCAGUAUCCCUAUCUGCUUCCAAGGAGUCAUCUGGCGGAAGUGCACCCCAGCAGGAAAAACACAACAGAGAUGCACAGUUUGGUCCCGCUCCAGGACUAAGAGCCAGGAGCCACUCCACUCCCCUGCCGCCCUCCUCCAAAUCCACAUCUCCCUUUUCCCAUCAUCACCACCAUCCUCAUCAUCGACCUUCACAUUAUCAUCACUACCGCAAGCCGGAGAGAGGAGAUUCUCCUGUUCCUACUAAGAGCAGCUCGCAGACUUCCAACCAGGCCACUGUCCAGACCCAAACCCAGAGUACGGGCAAAGAAAGCAAGUCUGUUAGCUUCCUCUUAAAGUCAGAUAAAGGAGAGCGAGAUAAAGACAGAGACCGAGAGAAGGACAGGGACAGGGACCGAGACAGGGACAGGGGUAGAGAUAGAGACAAGGAAAAAGACAAGGACAGAGAUAAAGACAGAGACAGGGAUAAAGAAAGGGAUUGGGAUAGAGACGGAGGCCCGCAUUCCUUACAGAUGGAUAUGACUGCAACCUGUAGCAGUCAGACAUCUCAAAGCAGCACCAGCUCAACUCCCACAACUUUAUCUUCAUCCCAGCGUCCUCAUUCUCGCCCCCAUCUCCGUUCCCACACGCCUCAUGGCCUGCCGGCAUACAAGCCGCCCUCCUCAGACAGCCCGCUGCUAUGGACCUACCCUUCAGGAGGCUUCAGGAGACCUCCAGCUUAUGAAAGCCUAAGAGGAAGCUCUCAGACACCUUCUCUGCAGCAGCCCUCCAGUCUUUCUGGUGUCGGUGAAGGGGCAUCUAAGAGUAACGGAGGGUCUGGCUCCCUCCAGUCGAAGGCUGGCUUCAUGCCCUGGGACAGCAGUGCCAGUUUAGGUGCGGAUGAGGGCCCUUACUGGCCAAUGCAGAGAAAAUUGUCUUUCAGUCACGGGAGCAGGGAGACUGAGAAGGAAGAAGGUCGUGCUUGGAAUGGCAGUGCCGAUGCCCUUUUGAAGAUGGACGAGGAACUCGGAAUGGGGUCUCGAGUAGGCCAAUCAGUCCACUUCGGCAGUGCCACCAGCAGGGGUCUCGGUCACAGUGAGUCACUGGCUGGUGUGGAUAGCAGUCCAGGAUUCAGAGCCUUGCCGAGAGUCGGGAUCCCACUCCCUUGCCAGACAUUUCCUGCGUGCCGUAAUGGAGAAGUGGGGCGGUUGGGCCGCUCCUCCUCUGCUGCUGGGGUGAGGCAGGUGGGUGGAGGAGACGUCCACAGACAGAGCAGUCUACCAGCACGAGAAGCCCUGAAUCAGCUGCACAGUCUGCCUCAGCUGCAGACGUCCUGCAGUCCCAGCGUGUCUCGGCAGCAGCAGCAGCUCCAGCUCCACCAGCAACAGCUGCAGUUGAAACAGCAACUCCAGCAGCUUCAGCAACAGCACCACCUCCAGUUGCAGUUCCAGCAACUUGCCCAGCUGGCACAGGGACAGUCUCCUGUCAGCGCAGGCAGUGGACCGUCCUCAACCCAGAGCCAGAGAGACGGCAAGCUGCUGGAAGUCAUUGAGCGUAAACGCUGCCUGUGCAAAGAGAUCAAGGCCCACAGGCGUCCUGACAAAAGCCUGUGCAAACAGGACAGCAUGCCCAUCCUGCCUAGCUGGAGACGGACACCUGAGCCUCGGAAGACAGGCACGCCACCCUGCCAGAGGCCGCAGGCCGUGGUGUGGGACACGGCCAUCUGAGGCAGAAACAACACACAGUGCUGAAGAAGUCAGUGAACCAGAGGUUAAAGUGUGGUUUAACAACUGGAGAACUGUAAUGAUUAAUGAACUUGUUAAAAACAAAAAUAAUGGUUGAUUAAAGGCGUGAAGAAAAAUAAGCAUUACAAUCAGACUUAAAUUCUUAGCCAGCUCAUUUGUACGAUGUCUUACUUGAUGUGUUCUAAUUGCCAAUGGUUUCUGCCACAAAAUGCCGCUAUUAUUGCCACAAAGUCACCAACCUAAAAGCAGAGGGUGUCCUAGUUUUUUUUCAAAGAUUAGUGUUGCCAAAAUUUACUCGCCGACUACCAGAGACAUACAGGAACAAUAAAAACUACUCUACAGGUGAGAAAAGACAAGACUCGUUGCUACGUUAUUGAAGUGUUUCUUGAAAUCGUGAAUGCUGUCAGAUGUCUUGGUAUCAAUAGAUUGUCUUUGUAGAUGCAAAUAAUCAUCAGUGAGGAAUUAAAGCUACCUACUCUAUUCCUUUGCAUAUUUGUAAUGUAAAAAUCUCUUUACUUUCUCAACGUUUCUGCAAUUUUAUAGCAAUACGCUCCGACGUCGGAGCGACAUAAUUCAAAACGUGCGUCAACUAGCCUAGCAUACAUAUCUACAACUUGAAUAAGUCAUACUUACUGUGUCAUUACCUGCAUGUCACACUAGACAUACAGUAUUGUAAAUGAAUAUGUGUAGAGAUGAUCGUGUCAGACUUUUACAUAUUUCACUAUGAUAGCGUGGUUCUAAUAUAAAAAAAAAGGUGUUGCUUGAGGUAUAAUGUGGGAUAAAUGGCACAACGCCGUGCAGUUCAGCCAAAUUAUCAGAGACACAAAUUCGUAGAAAAAUUGCCAUCACUCAUGCUUAAUUCACAGUUGCACAGUUGUUCGGUCACACGAAAACGAGCACUGACAUCCAACAAUGUGGUGCGACUGAACGGACUGUGAGCAUCGAUCACCUCAAACAGAAUGCUGGAACAAUCUGCACAAAACAUGGUAUACAGUAUGCUUAGGAGAAACCUACUGUAAAUAGAUAUGUACAACUGUAUUGAAAAUGUAGCAAUUAUUUCCAUUUUCAUACUUGUAAUCAAUUACAUAUUAUGUAGCAUAUACUGUAUAAACAUAACUUUGUUCACUUGUUUUUCUAAAAAAAGAAAAAAAAAAGAAAAUUAACUAUUUUAUCUGCUGCAGCCAGUCCAUGCAUUACUUAUAAUUCCACUAAUAAACAGGAAGCCCUUGAAAGAAAGGCCAACAGAUCUUCAUUUAAAUUUAUGCAAGACUCCCUUUAAGCAUUAUUUUAUUUUCACAUUUUUCUACAUUAGUUUUAUUUGUGUACAGAUUUCAACAUUUUUAAAUACUUUUGCUGCUAUCUUGAACUACUAGUGUUAUUCAUUCAGCUACAAGCUAUCACCACAAGUAACAAUAUGGAUAUAGUGGUUAUUGUUACAUAUUUUUAGUUUAUUUCCAAAAGCCACAUGAAAUGAAGUUUGUACCUUGCAGAGUGAGCCCUUCUGUAAAAGUAUUAAGGCACUUGAAUGUCUCCUGAUUGUUGUUGUUUUUGAAUUGUUAGCGCCAAACUCUACAGUACAGUACACCCAGUGAAAAGAUGACGUUUGUACAUGUUUUUUUGUUUGUUUUAUUUUAACCCCACCUGCUCGUGAUUGAGGGUUGACGGUUUUAAGAGUCCAGGUUGAGGGAAACGGGCGAGUGCAAUGCAUGCAGAGAUUCCUUACAUUGAAAACGUUCAAGUGUGGUUUUGACUAUUGUGCCCAAUUUAAUUCCAGAUACCAAGUAAUCACCUGACUAUGAUUCCUUUUCACUAAUAUCGAACCCUAGGUAUCAUUUCCAGGAUAGUUUACAGAAGCUGUUGGUUUUAUGUGUCUAUUAAAACAGUGGCCAUUAUAUGAGUGCCAUACUAUAUUGAUAUGGUAAGAUACGGUGUACCUUGGAAAUCACUGUAGUGCUAUAUUUGCAUUGAUAUUGUCAUUAUAAUAAAUUUUAUAUAAUGAACUUUACACAAGAAACA